AUGACAGCGGGAAGCUGGUGCCGGCCAAGCCUGGUCAGUCGCCUGACCCGAAACCUGUGGCCGGCCGCCAAGGCACUCAGAUCACCGUCGAGGAUCUGUUCUACAACGUCCCCACCCGCCGGCGAGCCUUCCGGUCUCCCGCGGACGAGUACAACAAGAUCAUCGACAUGGUUGGGCCGCUACGCCGUCCACUGCUCCAACGUCGCCUUUUCCUGCAAGAAGCACGGCGAGUCAUCGACAAGCAUUGCCGUGCAAGCGACUGCGUCAGGCCUCGACAGGAUACGGCAGAUUUACGGGGGCAGUGUUGCCAACGAACUCACCGAGUUCUCCACAUCCGACGACCGUUGGGCGUUCAAGGCCGAGGGGCUGGCCACCAACGCCAACUACAGCACCAAGAAGACCACCAUCCUAUUAUUCAUCAACCACCGCUGCGUUGAGUCAUCCAACAUCCGGAAAGCCAUCGAGCAGACCUACUCCGCUUUUCUUCCCAAAAAUGGCCACCCCUUCGUGUACCUGAGCCUCGAGAUCGACCCCCAACGGGUAGAUGUCAAUGUCCACCCCACCAAGCGGGAAGUGAAUUUCCUAAACGAAGAUGAAAUCAUUCAAGCCAUCUGCGAGCACAUCCGCUCCAAGCUAGCCGCUGUAGAUGCCAGCCGGACGUUCCUCACCCAGAGCCUGCUCCCGGGCGGCACCUGGUCUGGCCCCAUCCCUAGCCCCCAUGACUCAGCGGUAGCGGCCGCCGCCCCCUCUAAGACAAUCAGCGGCGCCGCAGCAGCUCGCAAGACCCCCGCCCGGGCCAACGAAAACAACCUCGUCCGCACCGACACCAACCUCCGCAAGAUAACCAGCAUGCUGUCUCCGGCCGCCGCCACCGCCACCGCCACCACUACCACGGGCGGCCCGUCCUCCGACGCCCCAGCAGCAGCCGACCUUGCCGCCGCCGCCGACGCGAUCGCGUACGAGACGGUCGACCGCGAGGCGACGGCCUGCCGGCUGAUCAGCGUGCGCGAGCUGCGCGCCGCGGUGCGCGACGACAUGCACCACGAGCUGACCGAGGUCUUUGCCAACCACAGCUUUGUCGGCGUCGUCGACGAGCGCCGCCGCCUCGCUGCCAUCCAGGGCGGCGUCAAGCUGUACCUGGUGGACUAUGGCCGCGUGUGCUACGAGUAUUUCUACCAGUUGGGGUUGACGGAUUUUGGGAAUUUUGGCGUCAUACGGUUUAGUCCGCCGCUGGAUUUGAAGGAGCUGCUGACACUGGCGGCGCAACAGGAGAAGAAUGCUGCUGCUGCUGCAACUGCUGUUGCAGAAGAUAACGGCGACAAUGACGGCGACGACGAGUUCGACGUCGCCGAGAUAGUAGAGCUUGUCGGGGAGCAGCUGAUCGAGCGGCGGGAGAUGCUGCUCGAGUAUUUCUCACUCGAGAUCUCGCCCACCGGCGAGCUGCUCAGCAUCCCGCUGCUCGUCAAGGGCUACAACCCGGCCAUUGUCAAGCUGCCGCGCUUCCUCCUGCGGCUGGGCCCGCACGUCAACUGGGGCGAGGAGAAGGCGUGCUUUGAGGACUUCCUCAAGGAGCUCGCUUCCUUCUAUGUGCCCGAGCAACUCACCCGCCACGCCGGGGAAUGA
Molecule: messenger RNA, 1623 nt
Organism: Chaetomium globosum CBS 148.51
Lineage: Eukaryota; Fungi; Ascomycota; Sordariomycetes; Sordariales; Chaetomiaceae
Exons: 1
Coding region: 1-1623 (540 amino acids)
Biological process (GO): mismatch repair
Cellular component (GO): MutLalpha complex
Molecular function (GO): mismatched DNA binding; ATP binding; ATP hydrolysis activity
Source: RefSeq, a predicted model, not a curated record